AUGCCUUACGUACAUGAUGCUGCAGGCAACGCGUCAAUUCACAGCGCUACAAACGCCGCAAGCGCGUCGAACAGUCCCAGACGAACAAACCCUCGAUCGUCCGCUCCGACAAGCGAAUUUUCACGCGUUGAUACAUUGAAUUCGCCGACGCGGGGUGAGAUGAAUAUGAAUGAGAUGGCAGUCCUUCAAAACAACGAGGUCAUCAUGGGAAAUACCGAUGAGUCGAAUUUUGAGGUGAAGGAGGAGAUUCUUGAUGAAGUCAAACCCGAAGUUACUGAGCUUCAAGCUGAAAUUGCAAGACUCGCUGCACCUUAUCUUGACAAUUUGUCUACGUUUCAAGCUAAUGCUGAGAACAUGAGAGCGAUCUCAUUCAUGGCUUUGAAAAUGAAAAGAUCGGGUUCUGCGGCUAGGGUGGAUGACAGUGAGUGGUCGAGGUUGGUGCUAAGUCUUUAUACAUGGGCGAAUGUGGAAAUGACGCCGGAGGUCAAAGAAGCUACACAUGUUUUCGGUAUCUUGAAAGCUAUCAAGAAGCCAGAACAUAAUUUUCCGGAACAUUAUCAGAGAAUCGCUACUUCGUUAUUUGAUGAUUUUGAAGCUAUCAACUGGGGAGCACCUGCACCACCACCUCCAUCACCCCGAACAACUACUGCAAGAUCAUCUUCCAAUAACCAAACAGCAACUCUAGGCAGCGUUCGCACCUUUAAGCCCUCACCAAACGACCCCAUCUGGGGCGAUGCAGGCAUUAUGCACCACAUCUUGAAAAUCCGUAAAGUAACCACCACAGGCACAGGCCGCACAUCCUACCGCAUCGACCCAGCCUUCACCUCUAAAUCCCCCAAAGUAUACGGUCACAACGGCAUCGCCAUCGGCACCUGCUGGCCUCUCCAAAUAACCUGUCUCCGUGACGGCGUCCACGGACACAUGCAAGCCGGCAUUCACGGUGGUUCCAACGGCGCCUACAGCAUUCUCAUCUCAACCGGUUACGACGAUGACAAAGACACCGGCGACGAGAUCUGGUACUCCGACGCCUCUGCGAAUCGCGCCGCCAAUGAGACGGUUAACGCGAGUAGUGCCGGCCGCGAAAAUCUCCUGGCGAGUAUUAAUACGAGGAAUCCUGUCAGGGUUAUACGCAAGGAUACGGGGAAGUGGAGCGGUGCGCCCAGAAAGGGGUUUAGAUAUGAUGGGUUGUAUAGAGUGACGGGAUAUGUGGAACAGACGAGGAAGUCGGGGGCUGGGAAGUUUUUUAUUUUUCGGUUGGUAAGGUGUGGUGAACAGGAUCCGAUUCGGAGGGAUUUGCCGACUAUGACGAUGGCGAGGGAGUUUGAGAGGGUGGGUGAGGGGUUUUAG
Messenger RNA from Glarea lozoyensis ATCC 20868, 1347 nucleotides. RefSeq lists its product as uncharacterized. The transcript has 3 exons. Gene Ontology annotation, molecular function: ubiquitin protein ligase activity. Bases 1 to 1347 code for a protein of 448 amino acids. NCBI's taxonomy places the organism in Eukaryota, Fungi, Ascomycota, Leotiomycetes, Helotiales, Helotiaceae. The record is from RefSeq and is a predicted model, not a curated record. Gene Ontology annotation, biological process: negative regulation of gene expression via chromosomal CpG island methylation; protein ubiquitination.